GCGAUGCAUUGGAAGUUCUUCUUCUUCGAUGGCGAUGGCGAUGGGGAAUGCUGGAUCAGGAGUGAGUCUUCAGCUGGAAGCUGUGAAUCCGGGUAGAGAUGGGGCGUUUCUCGAGGAAUGCGGCUACUUCGCAGUAAGCUACCCUGUUCCUGGGGCUAGGUCUGUCCAAUUUUGCCGAAAGGGGCUACAGUUCAGGCAGAUUUGCGGCAGGAAUGGAGGCCGCAGGGAGAAAAUCCAGAGUAGUGGAGCAAUGGACUGGAUUAUCAACGAGCUCUACAAUCAGCACUUGCGAGAGGAGGCAAACAAUGCUCUUCACGAGGCCAUCGCUUUGCUGCGAAGCUCAGGAGAGAAGGAAAGCCGCAUUUGGAUGGAAUUUAUACACGGGAACUCUCCGGAUUUCUGGAUGAACGAGGUUACUGUCAAGCAGGAGAUCGAGCUCUUUUCUGGAAAGGAGUCCGUGAUCAAGCUGGUUGAAUUGAGAGAAGAGCUUGGAUUCUGGGACCGUGUGGGAUCUUUCAUCCUAUGGUUGAGACAGCUCCAGGAGCAGCUAACGAAUCUAAGGCUCGGUGUGGCUUGCUCCAAGCGAUGGAAAGACUUCCAAGCGGCGUACAUGGCCAGGAUCCAAAGAAUUCUGGUGACGGACUUGAUCUCGAGAAGAGUUUGCUGUCCGGCCAGCAUCAUCUACAAGAAUUUUGAAGAGCAGAUAAGCUGGAGGAGGAGAUCUGGAAGGAGGGGCGACGACGAGUGCUCGGACGCCGAGAAAUACCAUGUCGAGUGCAAAGUUGACGUGAUUUCAUGGCGAGAGCGAUUCAUCAGCGCCACCAUAACCAUCGAAGCUGAUAUAAACCGAGUGUGGGAAGUCCUCACGGAUUACGAGCGGCUUGCGGAGUUUAUUCCCAAUCUCAUUCACAGUGCAAGGAUACCCUGCCCGUAUCCUGGUCGGAUUUGGCUGCUCCAGAGGGGCCUCCACACGGCAAUGUACUGGCAUAUCGAAGCAACCGUGGUUCUUGACUUGGAAGAGUUUCCUCACUUGACUGAUGGGAGAUCCCUCCAGUUCUGUAUGGUUGACGGGGACUUCAAAAAAUAUGCUGGAAGAUGGCUUUUGCAGGCUGGCACGAGGCCGGGAACCACAGAUUUGCACUAUGAAGUCAAUGUGAUUCCCCGUCUUUUACUUCCUGGUGUUUUCGUGGAAGGUAUUAUCAAGUCGGAUCUUCCGGUAAAUCUGCGUGCAAUUGCGGAAAGGGCAGAGAAGAACCAACGCUCCGUCAUCAAAUAUCCUGCAGAUGGCGGCAUGUCGGUUGCCGCUCCAAUUCACAGCAUCGUGUCCAAAGUUACCCAAUCCACUGACACAAAGGUGACAAGCUUCGUGCAAACAGACGACAGGAAAUAUGCUCAGAGAUGGGACAACGAGUCUGUUACCAAAAUCAAGCGUGUUUGCAAGUCUGACAAACAAUGUACUGUCGAUGAAGUGCAUUUGAGACGUCUAAGUGAGGAAGAUGGGCGCUUCUGGAGAGUUGUGGCAGCUGUAACGAUCGCAGGCUCUAUGGAAGACGUAUGGAAUGUUUUGACGUCUUAUGAGACGCUCUCGGAAUUUGUUCCGAACCUCAGCAGCAGCAAGAUCGUCUCACGACACGGUAAUCACGCUCGAGUGCUUCAGGAGGGAUGCAAAUGUUUGUUGUACAUGGUUCUCCAUGCUCGCGUCGUUCUGGAGUUGCAGGAGCUGCCACCAAACGAGAUCACUUUCCAACAGGUAGAAGGUGACUUUGAUGUGUUCAGUGGCAAAUGGACUCUGGAAUCCCUUGGAGCGGAACAUACCUUGUUGAGGUACUCGGUGGACAUGAAGAUGCAUAACGACUUUUUGCUUCCACGGGAGAUCAUCGAAGAGAUUGUUUACGAAGAUCUGCCCGAGAACCUCUGUGCUAUAAGAGCUCGAGUCGAGCUAGGUGACGGCUGCUACAUUGCCAAAGAGAACGUGUCACCGCCACCACCGCCUCCACAGGUUCGAGAGCCCGCCGACGAAAGUUUUAAGAAUCCGAAGCGAAAGCCAGUGCCGGGUCUCCAGACGGACAUCAAAGUUCUGGAACGCGAGCUCGAGGGAUUUGUAGCGAAAGCUGGAAAGGAGAGGGUGAUGCCAGUGAGGGCAGAGCUCCGUAAGAACGGGCGUGUAGACUUGGAGAAGGCCAUUCGUCGUUUUGGUGGAUUCCGUUCUAUAGCAGAGAGGCUCAACAUGAGUCUCGCGUACAAGCGGCGAAAGCCCAGAGGCUUCUGGCAAAACAGUGAAAAUCUUAAGCGAGAGAUUCAGCUGUUCCAAAAGAAGCUCAGGAGUGAUCCCUCAAGGAUGCCGAGCAGGAGAACUCUAGAGCGCGCAGGGAGGUACGACAUAGCCCGUGCUCUGGAGAAGUGGGGAGGACUACACGAAGUAGCAAAAGUGUUGAAUCUCCAGACCAAGCGAAAGCGCUGCUUGGAGGAGCCAGAAGAAGGCUGGGAGGACUGGAGGCCACCAGAGAGUGGCAGCGGCAGCAGCAGCAUCAAUCCAUCGCCAGAGAAAACGAAAAGUCCACACCUAUAGCCCCGAAAGUCGACAAAAGAACACACACACAAACACAGGCGAGCGAGUAGAGAAUAUAAGCCCUUUGGAAGCGUGUUUUUAUCGCCAGUCGCGCACUAGCGAGGUAUAGCACUUGCGGGAGUGCUCGCCAUUCUUCCUCUUUUCUCGUCUAAGAUUCCUGCUUAAACCAGGCAAAGACGGCACAGCAGAGCAACAGACCGCCAGGCUUUCCGCGAGGAAACAGGAAAGAGAAAGAAGGAAGUUUUUCUCCCAAAGAAGGAAUCUAUCCAAAAGCCCACCACCAAUAGCUUCAUCAUACAAACACCAGCUGUUCCUGGGGCGAGCGAGUUUUUUAUACAGCCCACGCCGGGGGGGAAGAAGAAGCUUUCAAUCAAUCAAACACAUCCCUCUCCAAAAGCACUAAAAAAAAGAGAGAAGAAAGGUGGUGGUGGUGAGCAAGGAGUGUUUGCGAACAUUUCUCCUGUAGUCUUGCGCGUGAGCUCUCAAACCAAACUGGAAUUAAUAUCAAUCACACUUCCACAA
Messenger RNA from Selaginella moellendorffii, 3091 nucleotides. RefSeq lists its product as uncharacterized. The transcript has 11 exons. The coding region runs from base 29 to 2569 and encodes 846 amino acids. Gene Ontology annotation, biological process: regulation of photosynthesis, light reaction. The record is from RefSeq and is a predicted model, not a curated record. NCBI's taxonomy places the organism in Eukaryota, Viridiplantae, Streptophyta, Lycopodiopsida, Selaginellales, Selaginellaceae.